CGCGUAAAGAGAUGAGACUGGGAAAGACUCUGCAUGAAGAAGACAGAUAAAACCCUAUCUUUGACACCUAAGCCAUGAAAUCAUUCUUUUCCUUUGAAAAUUCACUGAUUUACAGCUUCUUUUCACACCAUACACUUCUCAUAUAAAACCCUUAGAUUUUUAGCAGCUUCUGUUAAUUGAAUCCCUUUUAAAUGGAGGGAUAUGCACAAUAUCGUCAUCACUACACCGUGAAUAUAGAUACUGCCUCCGCCACCGCCGGCGACAGGUUCCCUCAAUGGAGUAUUCAAGAAACCCUGAAUUUCUUGAUGAUUCGUGGCGAGCUCGACCAAAACUUCAUGGAAACCAAACGCAACAAGCUUUUAUGGGAAUUGAUUUCUAUGAAAAUGAAAGAAAAAGGUUACAAUAAAAGCUCUGAGCAGUGCAAGUGCAAAUGGAAAAACCUAGUCACUCGAUACAAGGGAUAUGCAACCAUGGAAGCAGAAGAUAUGAGACAACAGUUUCCGUUUUACAAUGAACUUCAUGCUAUAUUUGUUGCAAGGAUGCAAAGGAUGGUAAGUUUUGAGGCAGAAGACGGGUCAAAUUCAAAGAAGAAAGCAGUCCAAGAAAUUUCUUCAGAUGAAGAAAACAAUAGCGAUGGGGCAAAGAAGAAGAGAAAGAUUAAAGGCAAUGCAAAUCCAAGUGGUUCUUCAAGUAGUACUGGGAAAUUGAAUAUAACUAAUAUAAAAGAAAUAUUGGAGAAUUUCAUGAAGCAACAAAUACAAAUGGAGAAUCAGUGGAUUAAAGCCUACGAGGAAAGAGAAGAAGAGAGAAGGAUAAAGGAGAUGGAGUGGAGACAAACAAUGGAAGAUUUGGAAAACGAGAGAAUAAUGAUGGACAGUAGAUGGAGAGAGAUAGAAGAACAAAGGAGGAUUAGAGAGGAGACAAGAGCUACAAAGAUGGAUUUUCUUAUUACAACUAUCCUAAACAAGCUAACAAGAGAAGACUUGUAGUGCACAUUUGGUAUCAGUAAGUGUUACACAAAAUUGGAAGACAGUAUGACGAACAAAAUUUCAGGUUUUUUCUUUUUAUUUUUUAUUUUUAAUAUUGCCGACGAUAUAAUGAACAAAAUUUCAAAUUCUGCAUGCAAGAGGGGAAAAGACUUUAAAGAGGUUUGGCUUGGAACUCUAAUUUUGAAAUAUUGACUAGUACUCCAAUUUCAUGUUUUAUUGAAAUAAUUUCUAGUUUUGCUGUCCCAUUUUUUUUAUUAUGAUUUAGAACUUUAGGUUUACAUAGCAGAUAGUGAAACUGUUAUCAUUUAUUAGCUGGUAUGGGGGUGGCUUACAAGUUCCAAGCAUUCCUAAACACGUCGGUCUUAAAAAAUAGCAAGCAUAUUUUAGCCAAGAGGCAGAAAAUAAGUACCAUGGUUCAUACUAUUUGGCUUAUUUUUUAUUAUGAUUUAGAGCUUUAGGUUUCGUAAGCAGAUAAUGCAAUUGUUGUCACUUACUAGCAUGUUUUCCAAACAUUGCUGACAUGUUGGUCUUAUUUCUUAAUAAUAGCAAGCUUAUUGUUUAGAUUUGUGGUCCAUCUUAAUAAGGUCAACUUUAUUAAAAGGAAUGAUCCAAAAUCUAUUUAAGUUGGUCAAUAUUUCGGUAUUUAACCGAUGUGAGAUAUAUUCCUUUAACAUGCCCCCACAAGAUGGUGGCUCUUUUUGAGCAGAUUAAUCUUGAAAUUCGUGUACUCAUUUUUGAGACUUAACCGGAUCGAAUAGCUCGUUAGAGCUUAUUAGGCUUUGAUAUUAUGUUAAGAUUUGAGAUCCAUAUUAAUAAGGUCAACCUUAUUAAGAGGAGUGACUCAAGAUCUAUUUAAGUUGACCAAUAUUUUGGUAUUUAACCGAUUUGAAAUUUAUUCCCUUAACACUUAUUUUAGCCAAAAGGUAGAAAACAAGCUCUCAAACAUAAGUACCAUGGUAUGAUUUGACUGAAAUUAUUAGUAACUUAUAAUUUUCAGUGAAAUUCAAACGCUAAUCUCAACCACAUAUUCGUUACUACUACUUUUUUUUAUUAUCCAUUCACUUCAUAGGAUUUGUUGUUAUUCCUCCUUCUAAGUUACUAAUUAAUUUUACCCAAAUACAGGCAAAUUGUAUAAAAAAAAUUAGUUAUUCAAAAAUCAUUAAACAACAUGGAGUAAUUUGUCAUAUUGAUUUCGCUUAUAAGUAAGUAGCUUGCCAAAGAGCCACCCCAUACAUGUAGAGAGAGAGAGAGAGAGAGAGAGAGAGAGAGAGAGAGAGUUUUCCCUUUUAUUGAUGUUUUAUAUUGUUGAUAUGAAGUCUAAUGUCGCGUAAUACAAGUACAACUUUGUUCGAUUAAGUUGCUUGAAUGCAACAGCCGAAGAGUCAGAAAAAAUGUUUGAGAUGAUUUCAACAGGCUUUUGGAUAAGUAGAUUUUAGUAUUUUACUUCUGAGAUGACCAAGUUGUUCAUUGAGCCAUUCUAUGUCAUGUUAAGAUUUGCAUUUAUUGCUCUCGAAUUUGAUACUUCGGUCUUUCCUUUCGAUUCUUAUUCAUUGAAUUGGACGGUUGUCAAAAUUUUUCGAAACAUGCGAGUCACAUUUUCAUCAUAAUCCUACUGUCCCCCAAGUUUUUUCAUAAUUUUUUAUUGGUGAAUAAGUACAUUUCUCACGUUCGUAUCACAUGUGCUAGCAUGCAUUCCCAAGGAUGAAAAUAGCUUUCCUCCAUAGGGAGGAAAUCUUUGGAGUUCGAGCUUGUGCCGAGGUAAUACCGUUGAUGAUGGUAUUAGGUCUUCACUUAGUUAAGAGGACCCGACUAAUUCGUUGAGCAAUUUUGUUUGGUGUACAUUAUGGUUGACAAUUUUUUUUUUAAUAUUUUGAGAUGUAGUACAUUAUUUUCCAUUGAUUUUAACAACACUUAAAAUAAUUAAUGACAUUGAUUUUUAUA
Messenger RNA from Olea europaea var. sylvestris, 2930 nucleotides. RefSeq names its product trihelix transcription factor GT-3b-like. The coding region runs from base 192 to 989 and encodes 265 amino acids. NCBI's taxonomy places the organism in Eukaryota, Viridiplantae, Streptophyta, Magnoliopsida, Lamiales, Oleaceae. The record is from RefSeq and is a predicted model, not a curated record. The transcript is spliced from 2 exons.